Molecule: messenger RNA, 1941 nt
Organism: Filobasidium floriforme
Lineage: Eukaryota; Fungi; Basidiomycota; Tremellomycetes; Filobasidiales; Filobasidiaceae
Exons: 3
Coding region: 94-1797 (567 amino acids)
Molecular function (GO): phosphatidylinositol-3-phosphate binding
Source: RefSeq, a predicted model, not a curated record
UUCUCGAUUGGACACAUCGACCAUCCCCCAGUAAUCUUCCCCCCGUAUGUACAUCAACGCCUCGUCGGCUGGUACGCACCUCGAUUGUCCGCCAUGCAGCGCUCUGCGACCUCCCGGUUAGCUGGUCUCUCCGUUCCACCCGGCAGCAUAGCCCACCUCGGUCUCAACUCGCGAAGCCUCUCUGCAUCGCUCCUCAAUCUCAAGGCAGAGCAGCAGGACUCGGAUACGGAUCGACAUGGUUCGAGCAGGAGGAAAGAGUUGGACGAGAUCUCGAUCGAUUCGACCGGCGGGGAUAGCCUUGGCGACGAUCAAGGAUCGGACGACGAGGAUGGACAGGAGAAAGUCGGUGCGGCGGUGCCCGAGCCAGAUGUCGAUGGAAACAACUCCCCACUGAUAGCAAUAGCAAGCCAUGGUGUAGAGGACGAGCUACUCAAAUCGUCGUUCAACCUACCUCAAACUGAUCAAGAUGAAGGAUCGGGCUCAAGUGGGUCCAGCGAUGCCUCAUCGUCAGCCGGAACGAUCCCCACGCCGCGAUCACCGCCGCCGACAUACGAGUUCGCGACUGGCCCCCUGCUUACCCCGAAAGCCCAACCAGAAGCUGGACCGUCCCGUUCACGUCGAAGCCCACUUUCAUGGUCAACAAGUUCGGGAAGGAUUAGGCGUAUCCGAUCCUCUUCACCCGGUCGGCGUAGUGCCGUCGCAGAUCGCGAGAGAAACAACGAGGACCAAGCGAUCUCGAGCUUGGAAGCGAGUCUCAACUCGCUCGUACCCGCCUUGCUGGAACGGGUUCCUUCGUCUAGCUCUGAGCGUUCCCUAUUCCGCUCGUUUGAUGAAGAGGCGCUCAGGAGAAGAGGGUUGAAAUCUUCGUGCACGAACACCGCGACAGGGAUACCCGGAAAGGGCGACGGGGAGGAUGACGAUCCGAACGCUUUCGUGCUGAGCAUCUCUGAUCCACCUUCUCCGAGAUCUCGGUCAAAUUCGAUUUCCAUGCCGGGCAAAGCGGAUGGGGGUAAGAUGAGAGGAAGCAAGGGGAAGAGACGGAUCAAGAUCGUGGACCGGAGUGGGGGCGAAUGGCGAGACCUCGUUGAGCGACCUGACGAGGAGGGGCAGGCGGCUUUAAAUGGGGAUGAGCUAUCUGAGCGGAUUUUCAAGGCUCAAGCACUUGCUCCUGGAACCGUGUCUGAGGACGGUGGUGCCAGUGAGCCUCGGACACCCAGAGCGCCAACCCUGAUCAACAAACGGCUUGACCUUGACCGAACGCGAUCAUCCCCCCGAAUCAACUCCCCAAGCCCUGAAACAACAGAACGACCCGCCUUGACUCGCCAUCAAACCAGCUUAAACGCGACCCAAGCAGGCGAACCGUUUGCUCGGGACGUACAGAUCAUCGGGUGGAAGAUCGUAGGAGGGGAAACCAAAGUCCAGAAAGAUAGGCCGGGGUCGAGGUCGAACACGCCGUCCACAAGCGAUGCACGGAAUUAUGUCGAAGUGGAACGGGGCAAGAUCGGCGCCUUUGUCGUGUACGAAUGCGAAAUCUAUCUUCGACAGGGGACCAAGGUGACCAGGAUGAGGCGAUACAACGAUUUCGUAGAAUUGAGGGAUGCUCUGAAAUGGGCAUACCCCAAAUUACGGUACGGCGGGACGCUGCCGAAACUUCCGCCCAAGAACAAUCUGUCGAAAUUCGAAUCAAAGUUUCUCAAGGAUAGACAAGCUGGUUUGCAAUACUGGCUCAGGACGGUACUACUACACGAGCAAAUGGGAAGUAAUGAGAUUGUUAAACGAUGGGUUCUCGCCAAAUGAGAGCCUCAUCGGGCUGAUGUUGUAUGAUGUGACGAGGAGGCAUCACGAGCGCUUCAAGGUUGUAUACGAAUUUUGGCAAGAUGACUGCGUGCAGCACAGGUCUCUUGCUAUACGAAGUCGUUGUGGGGAAACCCAAGUUUUCAA